UCGCAGGCUCGCAAGCUCGCAACAGCUUACUUCUCUCUUUAUUUCUUUCUCUCUCUAGCGGCACAUACACACGACCCUGUGAUCUUCGGUGAUGCAAGGAAUGAGAAUUUUGUCGGAGGGGGGAGUACGAGUGGAAAUUGCGGCACCGGUGGGGGAGGGGACUGUCACGGGGAGAACAGGGGCGGCGCCGCUGACGAUAGACGUAGGGGAGACGCCGGAGAGGAUGAUAGAGAGGUUGAUAACUGAGAAUCCAGUGAUUAUAUUUAGCAGAAAGUCCUGUUGCAUGUGCCACGUCAUGAAGAAGCUUCUUUCCAAGAUCGAUGUUCAUCCCGUAGUGAUAGAAUUGGAGGAAUCUGAGUUGGGAGCACUCGCUGCCCACGAUGUUCAAGAUCAAGAUCAACAUCAGGGUCAGGGUCAGAAUGAGGGAGGAAUUACAGUUGUAGGCCCUGCACCGGCACCACCGGCAGUGUUCAUAGGAGGGAAGAGGGUUGGAGGGUUAGAGAGUCUGAUGGCACUCCAUCUCAGUGGAGAACUGGUGCCCAUGCUCAGGGAUGUUGGUGCCCUCUGGAUGUGAUACUUUUGUGUAGUUAUGCUUUCUCUCUCUAGCUAUGUUCCUCUCUCCUACAGAAUUCUCUCUCUCUCUCAGCAGAUUUGUAGGUAGAAAAAAUAUUAUAUAUUUCUAUACAUAUUAAUUAAUGUAGUUGUUCUUUAGUUUGGGGUCGUCUCAAUUCUCAAAUUCUGUGGGAAGUGGGAACAAAUCAUAGUGAUCAGUUCUUAUAAUCUUUGUUC
Messenger RNA from Macadamia integrifolia, 789 nucleotides. Its product is annotated as glutaredoxin-C6-like. The record is from RefSeq and is a predicted model, not a curated record. The coding region runs from base 92 to 574 and encodes 160 amino acids. The transcript has a single exon. NCBI's taxonomy places the organism in Eukaryota, Viridiplantae, Streptophyta, Magnoliopsida, Proteales, Proteaceae.